AACCAAGAAGGAGACGCUCUGGCCCACUUUCCAGAGGGGGCUUCUGCGGAGUCCCCUGGCCAUCCGUGCCCCCGCGGUUUUGGCGGCGCGCGCUGCACUCAUGGUGAACUUGGGGCUGUUGCGCGUGGAGGAUGAAGUGGCGGCCAAGCACCCGGGGCUGUCGGAAUAUGCGGCCUGCCAAUCCUAUGCUUUCAUGAAGGGCAUUGGCACCUUUAUCACAGGCACUGGGGUGGCGUUUGUCCUUCAGAAGUUCAACCAGAAGAUGCCCUAUUCAUUGCACUGGAACAUCCUCAUUUCCUUGGUUGUGGGUUCAGUUGCCAGCUAUGCAGUCACCCGGCAGGAAACCAAAAAGUGUACUGAGUUAUGGAUGUUCCUGGAGGGCAGAGAGCCCCUGCAGAAUGUGGCCACAGAAAAAGUGCCCACUCAGGAUCCCAAAGAGAAAACAAGAACAGGAGAGAAAAGGAACAAGUAUGGAGAUGUUGUGAAUUAGCCAGAAGGUCCUCUCAGCAGGCUGGCAGAGAGGAGAAGUCUCCUGUGCACAGCUGGACUGAGCUUCAUGCAGCUGGAACUCUUUCUAGGUUAGGGCCCAGUGAGGGGUUAUCUUAAACAUGUACUCUAUCAGUUCCCCUUGCCUUACUGUAACGUUAGUUAGGGAAACAUGGGAUGUGUUGACCCUAUGCAAUUUGUUUUUCCGCUCAACCAAAAACGUUACUUUGCAUCAUGUCUUUCCCUUUCCAAAAAAGCUGGGUAGAGAACAGUGGAAUCUAGAUGCACAGCAGUUGUGCUUUGGAUUUUGCACUUGGUUGAAUUCUUCAGUAGUAUGCAAUUCAGCUGCAUCCUGAAAAGUCAACCCGGAAAUCUGGUUUUGAUUAAUCACUUUACAAUAAUGUGUUUGUUCUCUUCGGGGAACCAAAAUAAAUAUAUUUGUGAAUUA
Sphaerodactylus townsendi is the source of this 934-nucleotide messenger RNA. It is a transcript of the gene TMEM141, whose product is annotated as transmembrane protein 141. The record is from RefSeq and is a predicted model, not a curated record. NCBI's taxonomy places the organism in Eukaryota, Metazoa, Chordata, Lepidosauria, Squamata, Sphaerodactylidae. The coding region runs from base 101 to 490 and encodes 129 amino acids. The transcript is spliced from 5 exons.